Molecule: messenger RNA, 5470 nt
Organism: Macrosteles quadrilineatus (aster leafhopper)
Lineage: Eukaryota; Metazoa; Arthropoda; Insecta; Hemiptera; Cicadellidae
Product: protein RFT1 homolog
Exons: 10
Coding region: 315-1967 (550 amino acids)
Biological process (GO): dolichol-linked oligosaccharide biosynthetic process; glycolipid translocation
Cellular component (GO): endoplasmic reticulum membrane
Source: RefSeq, a predicted model, not a curated record
AUUGAUUUGCAAUCUUCGAACAAAGGAGACGAGGAGUUAGGGAAAUUAGUGAUAAGUAUUUGUCAUGCCUGUAAGACACUAAUGUGGAUGAUUAAUUCCCUAACCAUUAAAAAAAAGUACGUGGACGUGGUUUAGCCAUAGUGGUAACUUACGUUUAUGUUCACAUUAUGGCCAAAACAGAUUUUAUGUUUCAUCACUUAGGUACAGGUUAGGAAGGUUCCGUUUUUGGAGUCAUUUUCAGCAUUACCUGUCUAGAAUAAAGCUAUUUUUAAUCUUACAAGUUUAUUACUGUACUAAGAGAGUCCACCGCAACUAUGGCGAAAAACUUCCUUAAAAGUAGUUUGCAAAAUGCUUCGUUCAACAUUAUUUUUCAGAUAAUGUUCCGAUGUUUAACAUUCCUGAUGAACGCAUUUGUGCUGCGUCACGUGGAGCAAGCUGUGAUUGGAGUGAUGAAUGUGAGACUUUUGCUGCUUGAGUCAACCAUCUUGUUUCUCAGUAGAGAAGCCUUCCGACGAGCCUGUCUGACCAACACCACUUCCCACAACUGGGCUCAAGUUAUUAACCUGCUUUGGUUAAUGGUCCCACUAUGCAGCGUCAUGUGCGUGUUGUUUGGCUGGGUGUGGCUCAACGUACUAGAACUACCCGACCCUAAGAUCACCCGCCACUACACCAUAGGAGUGUACGCAAUCGCCAUCAGCUGUGUCAUCGAGAUGUGUGUCGAGCCGUUGUAUCUUGUAUCUCAAGCCUUCCUCUUUGUUAGGUUUAGGGUGCUGAUGGACACAGUAAAUGUUAUUGUUCGCACAACCGUUUUUACUGUUCUGGUCCUAUGGUGGCCGGAGGGAGCCGUAGUUGCGUUUUCCGCUGCACAGAUAGCAGCAGUGGUGGUAUACACAACCUGCUACUAUCUUUACUUUGCCAGGUAUCUUGAGGAGAGAAGAUCCAGACCACAGGCGGCCAUUGGUUCCCCUCGUCACUUGCAGCGACCUACAUCAUCAGAGGACGAUUUUCCAUUCACACACAUGAGCGAGUUCCUUCCUCGCAGACUUGAAAACCAGCCAGCAGUGGACUGGAAACUGUGUGUCCUGACAUGGAGUUUUUUCAAACAAGGGAUUCUAAAGCAGAUUUUGACGGAGGGGGAACGAUACGUGAUGACAUUGUUCUCCGUUUUGACAUUCUACGAGCAAGGAGUGUUUGAUGUUGUCAACAACCUUGGAUCUCUGGCAGCAAGGUUUUUAUUCCGUCCGAUUGAGGAAAGUGCCUACUUUUACUUCUCGCAACUGGUGAACAGGGAUAAGCCUAUUGAUGAUCAAAACCCUUACCAGAUGAAGGAGGCAUCACAGGUGUUGCAGAGGUUGCUACGUACAGUUGUUAGUCUUGGGCUGGUAGCUCUGUGCUUCGGUCAAGCAUAUGCCAGGUUGGUACUACUGCUGUACGGAGGUACAUCACUUGCGGCUGGGUUGGCCCCACUGCUACUCAAGGUACACAGUCUCGCCAUACUUCUGCUAGCUAUCAACGGCACUACAGAAUGUUACGCACUUGCCACAAUGGACACGGCUCAUUUAGACAGGUACAAUAGAGUGAUGGCCGGUUUGUCUGUAGGCUUCAUGUUGGUAUCUUGGGUGUUUACUAGACUGUGUGGAAGUGUUGGUUUCAUACUGGCCAACUGUUGCAACAUGCUGGCUCGCAUAAUACACAGUGUGCUGUUUAUACGCCGGCGCUAUCAAGGCACAGUGUUCACACCACUGGACGGCCUCGUACCUGGACGUAAGUUCCUGAUAAGUGCACUGUCUUCAGCUCUCAUUACUAUGGCUUCUGAGGUAUAUUUCUAUGAGACGUCCAAACUGGCUCAUUUCCUGGUGGGUGCAACGUGUCUUGCAGUUACUUGUCUCACUUGGCUUUUUGAAGAGCGUGAUCUCGUGACCUUCGGGGUCGACCGGUGGCGCAGACAGUCACUCAAAGUGGAUUGAUCACACAACAUUUAAUCAAAGUUUUAUUUACAAAAGUGUAAUAUGCUGUAUAUAGUGUACAGAAAGUUCAAGCUGUGACAUUGUUCUUGAAAAUGGCGGCUGUGAGAGUUGAGCUUUGCUGGAUCAAACAUUUCCUGAAACAAACCGGUUAUAGGUUAAAAGUAUUAAAUUUUUUCCCAUACUGCAGCCAAAAAGGCUGUUUUUAAUCCUUUAGGUUGCAGGGCUAAAUUAGCUCUUUUUGUUCCUGGGCUGGAGUCAAGGAUAUUUAUUAGAUGUUCAUUUUUCCUUUUAUAACUUGGUCCGCUGAUUUUGAUUAAUAGUUCUGUUUUACAAAUAAUCAUAUCGUUAUUUGAGUUUAUGUUGUGUUUAUCAUCGUGUUACCUUGUAUAUUUUAAAACAAUAACUAACAAUCUCCCUUUAUCCAGUUAUACUGUAAAAUUCAGAUUUUUAGCUCAACUAGUUUUAUUGAAAUUUAAAGUUGUAUACCUUUCUGAGACACUUUUCUAUAGCUGGAUUAAGUUAUUUUAAUGUCCUUAAACAAAUUUUGACAUAUAAAUAUCAAUCUUUAAGUUUAAAAUUUAAUAUAACAAUAUUUUAACCCAGUGAGCUUAAUUUAGUAUUUUGAAUACAAGAGAGCUUAAGUUUUUAUGCUCGGUGAAGUUCCGGUAGCUGAAUGAUACAGAUUACCAAGCCAGUGAUAAACUACAAUCCGUGGUAAAAAACUUGUGCCCACAUCCUUCUAGAAGUAACGUAGCCUUUUAUAGCAACUCAUACACAAGAUUAGAUCAUAUCUUCACAUUUGUUGUCCCAAACUUUCUUCUUGUAAUCUCAUCUGAUCCCAGCCAGCUUAAGAAUCUGUAACCUAGCUAAUUUAAUGAUUUAGUCCAACCUGAAUCAAUUCCUGAGCAAAAAUGCUUUCUUGAAUGGUUGAGUUUAUGGCAUGCAGGCAGUUGAAUAUGUGCACCAACCAUACUCCUUUUGCUCUCUCAAUCUCUUUUCCUCUCGCUUCCUUUUCUCACAAGUGUUAUCCCUCCCGACAGCAUGCACGGUUUUAGUUUUUUACUCAAUGAUCUUUACUGAGUAGGCUCAUAAACAGUAUCUUUACAAAGUCUAACAACUGUUUUAAUCGAUUAAAAUGGUAAAUUGCUGCUAACAUUUUGCCUAAUCCCCCAGCACUAAAGAAGGUAAUAUAAUUUGCCAUAAAAUACAUAGUUUACUGGAUUAUAGGCUGUCUGUAUAUCAACACCAGAUAAUAAUUUUCUUUAAAAAUAACAACUUUUAACAAAACAAUUAUUAUUUUAAAAUGAUUGUUCAACAUAAUUUUACCUACCUUAGUCUUUCAAUUAUAGGUGUACAUUAUACUUUUCUGGACUGUUUAAGUUUAAUUUAGAUUUUUAUAGUUUAAAGAUAUGAAAACACAUUUUUUUAGCGAAUUUCCCAUAUAGGGAAAUUACCUUAGGUCUCAUGGUAAGACCCGAACCGAUUUACUUUUUUGUUUUUGACGUCCCCAGUGGCCAAAAACACCAUCCGUUCAGAUUCAUAUACCUAUAUAUAUAUAUAUAUAUUCGUGUCUGUUAGUGCGAUAACUCGAGCAAAAAUGAUUCGAUUAUGAUGAAAUUCGGUACAAACUUACAUUUAUUCGAACGAGGUCGCGAAUCAGCAUGAUCGAACUAUAGGAAUAGGGGUUUAUGGGAGGUUUUAUGGGGUAGAAACAGUUUUUCCAUGUUUAACUCUAUAAAAUAAAUAAAUAAAUACUUUAUUGUCUUGACAAUAUAAAUUGUAUCGACAGUACAAUUUCUUUCUAAACCAUUUUGUAGAGCUUAAAAAAGAAAUAAUUUAGUAUAUUGAAGCGUUGUUGUAUGCCUAACAGUUACAGAGAAAAUUUAAAAAAUGUUUAAAUUAAAAAUUCUCUAUGUUAUUCUUAUGGAGAAUAAAUAAACGUUUGUAGGUUGCUUGUUUAUGGAUAAACUUUAAUACAAUUUGGCGAAAUAGUAUAUUUCAUAAUUAGCUACCAAUGUUCUUAGUAAAAAAAAACACACCUUAUUACCUUCCCUAAGUACUCAUUAAAAUGAAUGUUAUUUUAAUAGGCAAUUAAUCUGAAAAUUUUAGGGGAAUAUUUUAGUUGGAAUCUAUCCUGGUAAAUGAAAAUUCAGCAGGUUCGCUGUGGUGGGGGUAUUUCUUUUAUUUGGUUGAAAUAUCAAUUAUAUUAAGCAUUAAUGAAAAAUCCACCAUUUAAUUUGUGAAAAUAAAAAGUAACUUAACAUAAACAUUGAGCUUAUAAUCAUCAAACAAAUCAACAAAUCUCUGAAAUCUUCCAUUAAAAACUUAAUCAGCCUCAAAACUAACCCUAAUAGUUUUACAUUUUUACAAUAUUAAGGUAAAAUACUGCCUCCUAGAUGUCUAGAUUUUAAAGUUUACAUGUUUCUGCAUUUUUGUGAUUGUAAUAUCAGGGAUGUUUACGUGUGUAUUUUGUUUUUAUGCCUAGUGUUGUGAGUGUUAAUUCAUUUUGUAAAAGUGCAAUGACCAAAGUUUAGGUGUAACAUGUGUACAAUUUUACAAAACAACAAUAGCCUGUUGUUAUGUCUCAGCAUUUAUGUAAAAUGAUAACUUAUCAUACAGCACAACUGACAACAGACCUAUUCAAAAUUAAUGUAUCAUGCUUAACAACUUUUUAAAUUCAAUUGUACAAAUUCAUAACGAGACUGUUCAUCACAAUUUUGGUUUUAUUUGUUCUGUUUUAAUUUAAAGUAAUGAUACACCAAGUCAAGCUUUAGAAAAAUAAAACUACUUAAGUUGGAUAUAAGAAUUUAACAGGUUUAACUCUUAUAAAACUAAAGCCUUUUUAAUCAUUUAAGUUAACAAGGGGGAAAUGUUGCUGCUAGCUAAACUUAAAUGUAAAAUGUACAGUUUUUGGAAAAUUUUAAAAGCUGAUUAAAAAGUGCAUGUUUUUUAAAGCCAAUGAUAUCAGAAAUAUAAUGUAUGGUACUUUUAUUUCUCAUUUUGAUGUGCUAUGUGUACAUUAGCUUGGACUAGUCUUUAGUUUAUAUAGUCAGCCAUUCUAUUGUAGGCCUACCUCUUAAAAUUGUUAAAGUAAGCAGAACUCUGUUGAAGAUGUAUAUAUAGUUAAUCUAUUUUGCCAAACUAUGUUGAUACAUGAACACAUAUCUAUUUGUAAUAUAUUUUUGUAUUUAUUGUAAAAAGAACAAAAUAGUGUGGCUAAAAAAGUUACAAGCAACAAUGAUUGAACCUUUAGUAUAAUUGAGCUUGUCUACAGAGGUAUUUAUUGAUUAAGAAUAAGAGUAUGCUAGUUCAAAGAACUAAAAUUUUAGCUUAGAAUUUUUAACCGAAACAGCACUUUUUCACUAAUGCAUUGAAACCUCUACCAAUCAAAUUCUCCAGAAAUAUCACAUUCCGAUUGUCAUGCCUUUUAAAAUUAUAUGUAAAAUAUCAGCACAAUCUGUUAUGUACUGUUAUGUUCCUUGAAAAAUAAAUAAGUAAUUUUA